AUGGAUGAAAAUGAACGCCAACGGAAACUAGAAGCAGGAAGAGCUAAGCUUGCUAGCUUCCGACAGAAGCGGGCAAAGGGCGGCGGUACGGGGCCGGCGAAAAAGGCGUCGAAGGGGCAGAGCACGAAUGUCCCGCCGCAGAAUGACUGCACAACGCAAGACGGUCACAUAGACGCCGCUCCUCCAUCGGCCAAUGGGAAAGAGCCAAACACCAAACACCACGAGGUUGACAAACAGCCCAAACAGAUUAAAGUCAAGCAAAAGAAUGAAGUAGACUCGUCGCCAUCCCCGGACCGCAGUCCUAUGUCUGUGGAGGGCCUGAAAGAUGAGGACCUGGCAACGCUCACAAGCAAAGACCAGCUCAAGCUCCUGCAGCAGGCUGUGGAGAAGCGAGAUGAAAUCAUUUCCAAACUCACAACCAACCUGCAGGAGGCGCUGUCCAGCAGAGACCAGGUUCAGCUGGAGGCCCAGACUUUGGCAGGACAGAUCCAAGCGCUCCGGCAGCAGCUUCAACAAACCAGUAUGGAGUUCUCUCGCAUAAAAACUCUUCAUGGGCCGUCUUCAGAUUCAGACUCCAGUCAUAAAGACACAGCUACAGAAUUUAAAAACGAAGGAUCCAACACGGACAGCGACGAGGAGACCACCACCGCUGUGAAUAAACUCAAGCUGGAGCUGGAAAACGAGAGGGCGAGGAGCCAGAGCAUUUUUUCCCAACUCGAAAAAGAGCAAAGUGCCGUUUUGUUACUGGAGGAGGAGAAGAAGACGUGGGAGGAGGAACUACAGCGCCAUCUCGUGCAACUCCAGGACCUGCAGUCACAAUGCCUGGAAACGCAGCAGUACAAGAAGGACAAGGAGAAGCUCAACGCCGAAGUCCUGGAGCUGAAGGAGAUGCUUCGAGGCCAAGACGACCCAGAGAGGUUUGCCCUGGAGGCGACCAAUUCUGCACUCCUGGUCCACAGCCUGCAGGAGGAGCUGGAGAGCGUCAAGCAGCAGCUGGAGGACAGGGAGAAGGAGCUGAGGUUCAGGGAGGAGGAGGUGAUGGGGCUGAAGGCGUCCAAGAACAGACAGAACCAGGAAAGGGCUGGCAUCGUGUCUGUGGAGGUGGAAAGCGGGGACAGGAGGUUUGUGGAUGACCAUCUGAACGGGCUGCAGACGGAGGAUGUACUGAUGGAGCGGUACCUGUGCUCAGAGCCUCCUGCCCAUGAGGACUUCCAGCAGUGCAGCCAGCUCUCUGGAGACUGCAGCUUUGAAUUAAACAGUGAAGUCCUGGGAGAUCACCCCUUGUUGUCCAUCUCUGCUCGCCUUGAAGAAGUCCGUGAGGACGUCCCUGACUCCUUCAGCCUGUCAGAGCCUGGCCUGCCCUCCGCUGACGCCCCUCAUCCCCUUUUCCAGUGGCUCGACGUCUCCCAGAAUGACCAGCUGGACCUGAGUCAGACCUCUGCUGUCUCCGGAGACGCGCCCCUGGAGAAGGAGCUCUUGUACCAGCAGUGUAGCGAGCUGCAGGAGGAGCUGCAGCAGAAGGAGCGAGAGUUGGAGGUGCUCCGGGAGGACGUCUACAAGGGCACCGAGGAACUCGAGGAAGCCAGGAGCAGAUGGGCUCAAGUGACAGAAGAGCUGAGGGAGGCCCUGCUGGAGCUUGAGGAAGAAAAGGAGAAGAGGAUUCAGGUGGAGGAACAAAUGCAACAGAAAAGAGAAGAACAAGAUGAGCUUCAGAACAAAGACGGUGCCUUAGAGGAGUGUGCCCAGUCUGAACCAGUGGACCUGCUCAUGUUUUCCCCACAGCAAAGUGGAGAGAAGGCACACUCAGAGGAACAGCAGCAAACACUUAAGGACCUCAUUGAUAACCAGAAAUCAAAUCUUGAAGAAACAAAAAAGGAACUUCAAAUGGCCUCAGAGCUAGUGCACCAAAGGGCUCUUGAGCUGGAGAACGCUCUAAAAGAUCUCCAAAGCUCCCAGACAGAGCUGCUAAACCUUCAGGCCAAAAGGGACGACCUGCUGAUGGAACUGGAUCAGGCCCGGGCCAGUUUGGACCGAGCCGAGAAGGAAAGGCAUGACUUGGAAUCCCAGAUGGUCUGCUUGAACCAAAAUAUGGCCAACUUGGAGGAGACCCAGACCAAAGUCACGGAGGAGAGAGAGGAACUCCGGAGGAAAGGGGAGGAGAUGGGUGAACGCAUCAACACAAUGGAGCAAGUUCUGGAAGAGGAGUUGGAACAGUUUGAAAACCUUCUGAAGUCUAAAGAUGCAGAGAUGGCUGAGGAAAGAGAGAAAUGGGAGGAGGAGAGGCAGGAGAAGGAGAAGGAAAUUUCAGACGUAAAAAGUCUUCUGGAAGAUCAUCGGAGCAGGGCUGAGGAGGAACUGAACCAGCUGAGGGCGGAGCACAACCAGGCAGUGGAGGAGGCUGUGGAGAUGGUUAAGAAAUCUUACCAACAGGAGAUUUUGGAGCUGAAAAAGAAACAUCAGCAAGAGACUUCCGGCUUGGAGGUUCAGUUUGACAACCGCCUCGUGGAGCUGCAGUUCACGUUAGAAGAGGAGCAGAAGAGGCAGAUCAACCUCAUCAAACAGGUCACAGAGCGCGAGCACGAGAGGAUGAUGGCGGAGCUGAGCGCCAGACACGCUGAAGAACUGGAACAGAUGAAGACCGAGCUGAGCCUGGAGCUGAGGGAGAGCAUGGAGGCUGCGCACCAGGCUGAGAUGAACCAAGCUCAGGCCCAAAAGAUGCUGGAGAUGGAAGCCUUGCGCCUCAACCUAAUCAACAGCCACCACACCCAGUUGGAGCCGUCUCAGGACACAGCGGUGGGAACGAUCCAGGCCUCCAUGAAAGAGACGUUCACCCAGGAGAGGGCUCUGAUCCAGGCCAAACAUCAGAUGGAAGUGGACCAGAUCAGACGGCACCAUCAAGAGGAGCAGGAGAGGACGCAGCAGCUGCACCAAAGUGACAUGGAUAAGUUGAAGCGACUGCUAGAUGAAGAUCUCUCAAAGGAGAAAACAUAUUUUGAGCAGCAGGCUACUCAGGAGAAGCAGCCUCUGAUGUCCCAGUUGGAGGAAGCUCAUACUGCUCACUCCAAUCUCCAGGCAAUAUUAUUAGAGAAGUUGAACAAGACCAAAGCAGACCUCGACAGCGCCUUGGCCUCUCUGGACCAGAUGAAUGAAGAUUAUACCAAAGUCCAGGCCUCUUUGACCCAGCUCCGACUUGAGCUCAAAGAGUCUGAGGCUAAACUGGAUGAUUACCAGACAUCCAGCGAAGAACAGAGCCGGAAAUUGACCGAGCGACUUCAACAAGCCUUGUGUGAAAGAGAUGCUGCUACAUGUUCCCUGGAAGAGUUGCUCUCCAGUCAUAAAGCUGCUCUCCAAGACAAGGAACAGCAAGUGCUCCUCCUACAGGUCAAGGAGGAGGAACUGCAACAACAGGUUUUGAAUUUGCAAAAAGAAAAGAGCUUUUUGAAACAAAACUCGCAGGAAGAAGUGGAUCAACUGUGGACUCAGCUGGAGAGCAUGAGAACAAACCGCCAGGAGUUGGGAGAGCUAAAGGAACAGCUGCGUGCCCGCUCUUCCCAAGUUGAGGACAUAGAACGCUUAAAGGUGGAUUUUAAUGAGCAAAAGCUUGAAAUCAAACAGCAGAAUGAGGCUGAGCUGGAGAGUCUCAGGAGAUAUUUUGAGAAGCGGUUGCAAGCAGCUGAGGAGGGCUAUCGAGAGGAGAUCGCACUGCUCCAGCUGAGGAUGGUGGAGGGAGCACUGGAGGAGUCUGUGCUGAAGACUGUGCAUUACAGUGAAUAUUCAAAAUGUCUCAAUGAAGAAGAAAAGGAAAUUGAUGAUAAACAAGAGCUGGAGGAGAAGCACACAGAGGAGAUGGAUGAUCUCAGAUCUUCUCUGUCAGAGUCCUUCAAAGAGGAAAUACGACAGGUGCGCUCAGACCUCACUGAUCAGUACUAUAGUGAACUUGAGGAGAUGAAGUCCCGUCAUGCCUUAGAAAUGGAGCAAGUCAAAGCAAAACUCUCCGAAAGCCAUCUAAGAGCGCUCACCAGGAUCCAAUUGGAUGCUGCAAGGCAGAUAGAGGUGGAGGUUGAACAGAGGCUGUGGUUUUCCACAGAGGAGCAGAGGAACAACUCAAAUAUCAUCUAUGCUCUGGAGAACAGACUGUCUGCCCUGAGUAACCAGCACAAGGCUGAGGUCCAGAGCACACUGAAGUUGAAAGAGGACUUUGCUGCUGAGCUGGUGCACCUGGAGGAUGCCCUGCAGAAGGAGAGGGCUGAGAUGCAGGAGCGGCUAACCACUCUGAAAGAAGAGCUCCAACAACAGCAGCAGUCUGAGCUACGUGCGCUGAGGGAAGAGUUUGAGAAAGAGAAGGCCCACCUUGAGAGAACUCUUCAAGAAGAAAACAACAAGCUGAGGUCUCUACAAGCGGCGCUGGAGUGUGAUAACGGUCCACCACUCCUGAAAGUGCAGCAGCGACUGGAGACUCAGUUUGAAAAUGAGCUGCAAAAGGCACAGGGAAGCAUGGAAGAGGAGGUCAAAGUCAGAAUACAACAAGCUCAAGAAAGGUUUCAAGAAGAAAAGGCUGAAUUAGAGCGCAAUUUAUCCCAGAAAUAUGAAUUAUGUUUGAGCGAGGUAAAGGAAAAGCAUAAAUCUGAACUGGCUGAGGAGAAGACCCGAGCACUGACCAAACACUCGCAAGAGAUGGACUCCCUCACGGCCAAGUACACGGGGCAGCUGGACGCGCUCAGUACCAGUCACAGAGAGCAGCUGGCAGCCAUGGCCUCCGAGCUGCAGAGCAAGCACAACGCAGAGCUUGUUGCCUUGGAAGCGGCCCUCCAUUCACAGCGGAAGAUAGACCUGGCCAGCUUAGAGGCAGCCUUCCAGGAAACCAGCCAGGCCCAGCUCGAGGCUCAGCUGGCCCAACUGGAGAGCAGGCACCAGGAGGAGAAGGACGAGCUGGAGAGAAGAAUGCUGGGAAAUAUGGACACUCUGGAGGCCACGUAUCUCAAAGAAGUGCAAACUCUACGGGAUGAAAUGAUGCACCUGGAGGAGAGGCACUGUGGAGAACUGAUGGGGCAGAAACAUGAACACGAGCAGAUGUUGAAGCGGACCCUGACAGAGCAGCAGAGUCUCCGGGAGCAGCUGAGCCAGCAGCUCUCAGACCGCAUCAGUGCCAUGGCUGCGGAGCUCACUCAGGCUCACAAGGUGGAACUUUCUUGCCAAAAAGAAGCCUUGGAUAAUGAACAUUGUCAAGCCCUGGAAGCACUUAAGCAACAAGUUUUGGAGCUUGAGCAACAACACAGCGCUGCUCUCCAAGAACUUACAAGCACAUACGCUGCUGAGGUCAAACAGCUCACGGAACCACACCAGGUCCAGCUUCAGGAGCUAAAGAAUAUCUCGGCUCGAGAGCUGGAAGCAUGUCGCCGCGAGCUGGAGGAGUCGUCGUCCCGGCAACGGCAACACUUCACCGAGGAAGUGGAGCUUCUGAAAGCCCAAUCAGAAGAAAGGCUCCAGGACCGACUCCGUCAGAUAAAGACUGAGUUUGAAGAGCAGAAGGAGGCGGAGCUUGAGGAGUUGAGGCGGAGUCACACUUCAGAGCAGGAGGAGAGGGAGGCGAGUUACACCAGCAAAAUGAGCCAGCUGACCGCACAGUUACAGCAGCUGGAUGCUGUGGUGGCCCAGCUCCGAGAAGAGGUUGGCUGUCUGCAGGGAGAACUGGAGGGUAAGCGCUCUGAGAUGGAGACGCUAGACUCUCUGCUCCAGCGCAGAGAGAGGGAGAGCCAAGAGGGGGGGAACCUGCUCAAAAUGCUCACCGACGACCUUCAGGCUGCUAAACGGGAAAAGAUUACUCUACUUUCCUGUAAUGAGAAGCUGAGGAGGGUGUUUGUGGAGAUGGUGCGGAGUACAAUUGCGACAGAGGAGUUGAUUGGUCAAAAAGUCAGUGCACACGAUACGACCUCCGCACAAGUAAAACGGAGGAGUUCUGUAACAAACAAAGAUGCACAUACAGUAUAUGACUUGUCUUCAGAGGACUUGGAGCUGACUCACACUCUCUGUGAGAGCCUGUUGGUGUCAGAUUCAAACCUCACUCUGGAGGGAGAGGAGGCCGCGCUCUCUGCAAGUGGAAGACUUCACCGUGCAGUGAGCACACUGCUGGACCUGCUCAACCAGGCCAACACACAGCUGGAAGAGACCCAUAAUGUGCAUCUGUCCCUGGAGCAGAAGUUCACUCGUGGCAGGGAUGACUCUGCGCAGUUGGUCGAGCAGCACAAGCUCCUGAUAGAGCAGCUAAAUGAGGAGGCCAAGCAGAAGAGCCAGCUCCAGCUCGAGCUGCACAAAGCCGAGGGACUCGUGCAAGGUUUUGUGGCAGAGAAGGCAAUCCUGGAAGAGUCUUUGCAGCAAAAGGAAGCUCAGGAGGAGAGGCUGGCUGAGGAGCUGGAGGACCUGAAGCUCAAACUACAUCAAACUCAAAACCUCGCCAAGGAACUGGAGAUGCUCCGGUGCAAGAACCAGGAGCUCAGCGAGGAGCAUGCUGCCCUGCUACGACAGAAGGAGCACCUGUCUGCUGACCUGGGCGACAGGGAAAAGGACUUUUGUCUCAAAUUAGAUCAAGUCACAGCUUUACUGACAGAAGUGGAGCAUUUGGCACAAGACAGAGCGGACUUGCAGCGCCAAGCCGAAAAGGACCACAGCUCACUAUCACAGCGAAUCCGUGCCCUGGAGAGAGAGCUGGAGGAUCAGGAGACGAGGGGCCUGGAGACGGAGCAGCACAACAAGGCCCUUACGGACGACCUGCACCAGAGGGUCCAAGCACUGGAGAAGCAGCUCAAGCACAACCGCCACUUCAUAGAGGAGCAAGCUGUGGAGCGGGAGCAUGAAAGAGACGAGUUCCAACAAGAAAUAAAAAAACUGGAAGAUCAGCUCAAGCAAACUACUUGCACCGACAAUAAAGGGCUCAAGUUUGAAGACAUGGUUUUUGAGGUGGAAAAUCUCCAAGCUAUGAUCAAAGACAAAACUGAAGAUCAUGCCACACUGCUUUCAACUAACCAACAAUUCCAGCGCGACCUUGCAGAGCGCAAUGAAGAGAUUGACAAACUGGCAGGUAGAAUCAGAGAGCUGGAGCAAGCCCUGCUCAACAGUGCCGAGACCAGCAGAACUGCCAACCAACUAGAACAGGAGCUGCACAAGGCGAUGCUGAGGGAACAAGAGCUCACACAAGAUAAACAGGCCCUGGAGCAGCAGCAACUGUCUCACAGACUCCAGAUAUCUGCACUGCAAUCCAAACUGGAUGAGACCAAACACUGUCACCAAAAGAACAGCCACGACCCCACACAGGAGCUGAGGGAGGCACUGGACACGGCUCAGCAGAACCUCCACUGCAAGGAGCAAGAGGUGGAAGAGCUGCUUGGUCAACUGGAGACUGUGCAAAGUGCCCUGGGAAUCAAAGAAGUGGAGCUGAAGCACCUCACUCUACAACUGGAGUCGAUCACUACUCGGAACACUGCUCACGUCACUGAACUCCAAGAGCAGAUUGCAGUUCUCCAGGAUAUUGUGUCUACCCUCACAAUACUUGAAGAACAGAGGGAAGAAGAACCCGAGGUCGUAGGGACAGAGGACACGUUUCCUACAGCUCUGCUCCUGGAGAAGAACUUGGAGAUCGAUCAACUUCAUAACGAGAUCCAAAGACUGGAGCAGGAGCAGGAGCAAAGUUCAGAAAGCAAGACUUUGGAGACUGAACAACUGCGCUCUCAAGUUGACGACCUGCGUUCUCAAGUGGAACACCUCCAGUCCGAAGCCCUCCGAAUCCGUCACGACAAGCAAGAAGAAGCAGAGCGCCUUCACGAGAUCAUCAGCACCCUGCAGGCCGAGCUGAAUACUCUGGGCCCCAACCUCCACGAGGUCAGCGACUCCCAGGACGGCGACAGCAUCAACCCCUCUCCUGCCCCCAGCCCCGAGCCGCCGCGCCUCACUCUCAACGAACCGGAGAGAGUCAGGCCCAACAAUCUCAAGCAAGAGCUGGGAGUGAGCUACCCCGCCUCGACACGCUCCCUACGUUCCCGUCUCAAAGCUCUGCAAAGCCAGCUGGAGAUCGUAGGGGCCGAGAAGGAGGGACUGGAGAGACUAUUGCACACUCAGGAGCAGGAGUACAGGGGCCACGGAGAGGAGAUGGCCAAGAGGCUAAAGGCACAGGUAGAAAAGGCAGAAGAACUCCAGAAUCUGCUGAACGGCAAAAUCAACGACUUGGAGCGGCUUCAAAUCCAAAUGGACGAACGGGAAGAAAGGUUAAAAUCUGUAGAGGUUGAAAUAAACAGUUAUAAAUCGCAAGCCCACAAUGUAAACGACCUCCAAGGUGAAAUCCAGCAGUUCCGUUCAAUAGUCAAGGAACUCCAAAGCAAACAAGUGGCAAGAUCAGAGGAGAUUGAGGCCCUAAAAGCAAAAGAGCAGAGAUUGGAAUCCGAAAUGGGAGAUUUAAGAGAAAGAGGGGUCGUAGCGGAGAGGAAGCUCCAAGAGACACUGGUUGAGCUGGUGCGCACGGAGGCUCUGGUUGCCGAGGAGAGGAGCAAGGUGACAUCGCUGGAGGCCGCGGUGGAAGAACGAGCUGCGGAACAAAAGGGGAUGAGGGGAAGGGAGGUGGAGCUGCUGCAGGAGAUCAAAAGGCUCAAACAGGAAGUAGAAGAAAUGAGAAGGCGUGUCCAAGAGCUGAUGGGGGACCUGAGGCAGAAGGAACAGGAUCAGGAGGUGGAGCAGAAGGAUGUCCUGAGUCAUGCUGAGCAGACUUUGUUCAAGGCAGAUGCUGUGUUGAAGGAGAAGGAGGUGGAGCAUCGGGCACUGUCCAACGAGCUAAACGCUGUCAAACGGGACCUCCAAGAAUCCACAGAAACAGCCGAAAAACUCCAAAAAGAGGCACAUGCUAAGGAGAAGGCUGUAGCUGAUUUGGAGUUCCAUAAUCGACAGCUUAAGGCACAGCUUCAGAAGCAACAGGAGGAUCUGGUGGCACAGGAAGAAGAACUCGUCCACCAUCGCAAAGGAAUCCAAACACUGAGACUGCGCUAUCAGCAUGACCAGUCCUCACAGCAGCAAACACACAAGGAUUCUUCCCAUACUCCGUUUGAGGAUGUGAUCUCGUCCUCUCACGACGAUGUGUCCCUGAGCUCUCCGGAGGUUCUGCGGAGGCUGGAGUGUUCGUUAGACAGGUUCCCCGAGCGCCUGCACACCUCCGGCCUGGAGUCUCGUCUGUCUGAGCUCAGUGUUCUCAACAACACCUCUGGCCUGGACCUGCCCCCGGUCAAACCCUCCCCUAGAGUCCUCAUGGAGCCAGCCCACUCCAGAACAAUCACCCCUGAGCCGGUGUCCCGCAGCAGUCACUCUCCAGUCUCAGGCUCCAACUAUUCCACCAUGGAGUCACUGGACACGGACAAGGUGCAAGAGUUAGAAGAACUAGACCUCACCACACCGUCCUCUCCCAUCGGCUCCACCUCUUCACUGUCGGCUCCAGAAUGGGCCAGCGAUGGAUAUGGAAGCAACGUGAGCUCAGAUCUGGGGGCCCGUCUCCGAGCAGAGCUGGAGCAGACAGAGCGUCUGGAUGCUCAGUUUGUGGAGUAUCUCCGCUGCAGAGGCAUCAACCCCACAGCGAACACCGACAGUGCAGCCGGCAGCAUGAGCUUCAGCGAAGAGCUGCUCUCCCCAGAACUUCAGGCGCUGUUGAGGAAGGUGUACCAGGAGAGCUGCAGAAUUCUUACUCUGUCUCAGCGCCACAACUCUUCUCACGCCACAGGUUCUGACAUGACGGCCCCACAGCGCUCUCUGGACGGCUCCUCUCUCCACCAGGAGGACCCCAACCCUCCUAUGAGCUGGCAGCAGGAGAAAAGGGCACUUCAAGAGACUGUGAUCGCACUGAGAGAGCUGCUGUGUCGUAUGGCUCAAAGACAUAAUGCCGAUGGCAGCGGCCAGCUCCAGGAUGCACACAUGGAGCUGCAGUUAAGAGCUGAGCUGGAGGAGAGGCAGAAGGAAGUGCACCGUGCCCACAACAUCCAGCAGGACCAAAAGAACAAGAUUGAGACACUGAGAACAAACAUUGAAGAUGGAGAGGAUGCCUUACGGAGGGAACGGAGCAAAGUCCAAAUGCUUCAGCAGGAGCUGGAGCAGGAGCGUACACGCAGUCUCCGCAAGGACAUCGAGGAUGGAGACAGACGCGAGGCUGAUUAUGUAUCAUCGGAGCUGCAGAGGUCCGAGCUCGUGGCUCUGCGAGGUCAGCUCGAGCAGGAGUCCGUGGCCUGCAGUAACCUUAGACGUGAACUUCAAAUAGAACAGUCGCGCAGCGUGUUACUGGAGAAGCACCUGGUGGACCUCCAGCGAGAUCUGGAAGAGACUCAGAAACUGCAAGACUCUUCCACUCGAGAAAAAAGCCAACUGGAACAUCUCCUCAACCAAACCAAAUCCCGUUUGGACGAUAGUUGCAGCGAGCUGGCAGACGCACACAGGAAACUGGAAGAGGAAAAACAACGCUCCUCAAAACAACUGCAGGAACUCGAGCUCAGACACCAAACUGAUGCUGCUCGCGACGGAAAGUUCAUAUCCGACUUGCGCGCUCAACUGGCCCACGAGAGAAGGCGGAGCGAGGAGCUGGCGUCUGAGGCGGACCGGCUCAGAGCAGACCUGCUGCAGAGCCGGAGGAGGUGGGAGGACGAGGACAAGGCACUCAGAGACGAGGUACAUACGGCGCGGGAAGCAGCCGCUCGACAAAAGGUGGCUUUGGACACACUGACGGAGCUGAAGCAAGACGCGUGCAGAGAGCUGGAGGAGAGGAGGAGCCUGGCCAAGCAUCAAGACACAGAGAUUACAGAGCUGAAGGAGAAACUGCAGAUAAUGAAGAACAAGGAGAGGGAGAGGGAGGAACAGUGGGAGAGGGAGAGGAGGAGAGGCCAGCAGGAGCAGGCGCAGAGGGACAAACGACAGCAGAACACCUACUGUAAACUGCGUGAGCUGGAGGAGUUGAGGCAGCAGGACCAGCAGCGGCUACAGGAGUUGCAGCGCACUUUGGCCGAGCUGGAGAGGGAUGAGCGGGAGCUGGCCAGGCAGAGGCUGGCUGAGCUCCGCACUGGCCACAGUGUUAGCUCAAAGUUACCCGACAAAGUCAAUCACAAGCAGCAGGAGUUAUCGGUUCCAUCUUCAGCUCUCAUGGAGAAGCUCUCUAUAGAGAACCGUCAUCUAAAGGAGCAGCUCUCGGCGCAGAGUCACGACGCUGCGUCCCUCAAACAGAAGAUCAGCUCUUUGAGUCAGCAGCUGCGACGCACAGAGAAGGAGCUCCACCAGAUCUCAUCUGAAACUGAGAACAGACCUGCCCACGAGCCCCUCACUCACCCCAAGUUGCAGCGGCUGUACGAGCGCUACCUCCGGGCAGAGAGCUUCCGGAAGGCGCUGGUGUAUCAGAAACGAUACCUGCUGCUGCUCAUCGGGGGCUUUCAGCAUUGUGAACAGGCCACGUUGUGUCUUAUAGCCACUAUGGGAGCGCGGCCCUCGUCCCAUCUCUCUCUCCCUCUGCGUGGGAAGACCCGCUUCAGAACGGCGGUUCGAGUGGUCAUUGCUAUCUCCAGGAUGAAGUUUUUGACUAGAAAAUGGCAGAAAGCUAUUCGGACCAUAUCCCUCUCUGGCUCCGUCCAUGGUCCUAGUUCAGGUUCUAAAGCGGAAGUCUUAAGACCUCAACGGUCAAAUUCUGAAUCUGCUUCAUCUAGAGAAAUUGUGACUCCCUUUGUUCCGUCCAGAAAACAGUCUUUCAGGCUUCACACAAGGUCACAGUCCAGUUCUACGCUGGCUUCAGUGCAGACUGGGGCCGCAUCAUUGGACCAAGAGAGAUCUUUGACUGAAUAUAUCCAACAUUUGGAGAAAGUCCAGCACCGUUUGGCAGGAGUCAGGCAAGGUUCACCGGUUCACCAGCCGGACCCAAAGAAGUCCUCUCGCUAA
This is a messenger RNA of Knipowitschia caucasica, 11934 nucleotides long. The record is from the annotation of a GenBank genome assembly. NCBI's taxonomy places the organism in Eukaryota, Metazoa, Chordata, Actinopteri, Gobiiformes, Gobiidae.